UUUGCAUGUGACUCCUGCUACUCGGUGCCAGUGCCAUUCCAGCUCACCGACACUAGUCUCUCCAAUCAAUCUAUCUUUCUAUAAAUAAUAUUAUUCAUUUUCACUCUUCUUCUUGAAGCUCAAGAAAAAAUGGCGAGACUCGUGAUAUUGAUGCUGCUCUGUGUCCUCCCAGCCUUGGCCACUGCAAGAUUCUUACAUCAUGCCAAGCCGUUUGUCGUGCAAGGACGUAUCUAUUGUGACACUUGCCGUGCUGGCUUUGAAACCUCGGCAACUACUUACAUCCCUGGGGCUAGGGUGAGAAUUGAGUGCAGGGACAGGAAGAGUUUGGCACUCACCUAUAGCAUUGAAGGAGUCACUGAUUCCACCGGAACAUACAAGCUCACCGUGGCUGAUGACCAUCUUGAUGAAGCCUGUGAUGCUAUGCUAGUGAGCAGUCCCGAUCCGUUGUGUUCUGAACCCAAUGCAGGACGUGACAAGUCUCGUGUCAUCCUAACCCGAUCCAAUGGAAUGACCUCUGAUCUUCGCUUUGCCAAUAACAUGGGAUUCCUUAAGAGCGAACCAAUGACUGAGUGCACUCAGGUCCUCCAGAUGUACAAGGAAACGGAGGAUGAAGAUUAGGGCCUCUUGCUCUUGGUACCUUUCUAUGUUAUUAUAUGUGGAUGAUGCUACUAGAGGCUUAAUAACUUCUGCUGUGUAACUUUAAAUUGUUUGUCUUCUAUUUAUUCAUUUUGAUCUGUGACUCCACGUUUAUUUAUGCUCACUUAAUUGUGGCCUAUACUGCCGGACCAAUUUAGUUAUCUAGUUAUCAUAUGAAUGUAUUGGUAUUAUUGUUCUCA
This is a messenger RNA of Daucus carota subsp. sativus, 836 nucleotides long. RefSeq names its product pollen-specific protein C13. NCBI's taxonomy places the organism in Eukaryota, Viridiplantae, Streptophyta, Magnoliopsida, Apiales, Apiaceae. Bases 130 to 618 code for a protein of 162 amino acids. The transcript is spliced from 2 exons. The record is from RefSeq and is a predicted model, not a curated record.